AUGACAUUGGUUCUUCAUCUCAACCCAUCGAUCGCUAGGGAUUUCGCAUUGAUGACCCAAUCGAUAGGAAUGAUGUCAGCGUUGGUGUGCGUCGUGUUCAUGAAAAUCAAAUUCGAGCCGAUGGCGGUGCUCUUUGGAAUCAUCGGCGCAUUCCCAGGAUUCGUUUUCGGUGUUCAUUGUAUUGAUCCAUUCUUAAGUGGUCCGCAAAAAAAGAUGCUGUUCGUCUCGAUAUGGACAGCCUUCGCGUUUGCGCUCGCCAUUCUAAACGCACAGAAGAAGCGUCCGACAUACAUCAGAAUUCCAGACUUCAAAGAAUGGAAGGCGCUCGUCUUGCUAGUCACCGGCUUCAUUGGAGGCAUUUUCGACGCAUUCGCCGGUAGCGGAAUCGACAUCGCCAUGUUUUCCAUUGUCACAUUGCUGUUUCGUGUUAGCGAGAAGACGGCAACACCAACUACUAUGAUAUUAAAAGGUGUCGUCUCGGUGUUCGGAUUUUAUUAUCGCGCCGCUAUGAUGGGUGACGUGGAUGUCGUCGCUUGGCGAUAUUUCACAUGCUCGGUACCAGUCGUCGCCACUUUCGCGCCGAUCGGCUCGUUCCUCGGAUCGCAUCUUCAUCGGUUGGUCAUCGCGAGUCUCAUCUAUAUUCUCGAAAUCGCCUCGCUCAUCGGAUUCUUGCUAACAAAACCCUCAUGGCUGCUGAUCGCCUGUGGUGUUUCGAUUAUAAUCGGCGGUUACGCGCUGUUCGCGACGCUGACAAGAGCCGGCGCUGUUAUCAUGGCUUGA
Molecule: messenger RNA, 780 nt
Organism: Caenorhabditis bovis
Lineage: Eukaryota; Metazoa; Nematoda; Chromadorea; Rhabditida; Rhabditidae
Source: the annotation of a GenBank genome assembly